Molecule: messenger RNA, 1374 nt
Organism: Trichobilharzia regenti
Lineage: Eukaryota; Metazoa; Platyhelminthes; Trematoda; Strigeidida; Schistosomatidae
Source: the annotation of a GenBank genome assembly
AUGACUUUUGAAAAACUCGGUGUAUGUCCUGAAAUUAUCGAAUUGCUUCAGGACAAGGGAAUUACGGUUCCUACUGAAGUUCAAACAGGUUGCAUUCCAAUAAUUUUAGAAGGAAAUGAUGUGGUUGCAUGUGCAAAAACUGGUUCUGGGAAGACAGCAGCAUUUCUAAUUCCUAUCCUUCAGUCGUUGAUGACUGAGUUAAGACCGCUGUAUGCCCUGAUAAUCACUCCUACAAGAGAGUUGGCACAUCAAAUAGGAGAACAAGCAGCAGGUUUGAAUUUAAUUCAGGGUGAACCUUUGUGUAGUGUGUUGGUGAUAACUGGUGGAAGAAGUAUAGUGCACCAAGGUAUUGAUUUGGCUCGUUCCCCACACAUUAUUGUUGCUACCCCUGGUCGAUUAGCUGAUCUUCUCCGCACUCAGAUAGCUGCACAAGAAGCUGACAGUACCAAUAACCCUGAGUGGACAUUAUCCCGAACCAAAGUAGUGGUUUUGGAUGAAGCUGAUCGAUUGUUAGAGGACAAUUUUGGUAAAGAUCUAGGUCUCAUAAUGAAAGCACUCCCCAAGCGUCGACAAACUCUACUUUUCAGUGCUACUUUUAGCGAUGCAGUGAAAUCUUCUUUAGAAGCUGCAAAAUCAGCGGCUACUGCGGAAAGUCGACGUCCACCGAUCUUAUGGCAACCUGAGAGCAUGACUUCAUCUUCUGGUGCUACAACCGUCGACACUUUAAGUCAAUAUUAUAUUUUAAUGCGUCCCGAACACAAAGAGGCAUUUCUAGUUCAUACUGUUGAUCGGUUUCUUUCUGAAAACCCUCAUUCGCUUAUUAUGAUAUUUACAAAUAAAUGUAAAUGGUGUCACCUUAUCGGACUCAUGAUGAACAGCUUAGGCAUGAAAACAACUCUUCUCCACUCUGCUAUGACUCAAAAGAAUCGCAUAUCUUCAUUGACUCUUUUCCGCUCCAGUCAAAUUCGUGUGCUAAUCGCAACAGAUCUCGCUAGUCGGGGACUCGACUUUCCAACAGUUGAUAUUGUAAUUAAUCACAAUGUUCCUAUUAGACCUAAAGAUUACGUUCAUCGGGUUGGACGAACUGCUCGAGCUGGAAAAGCUGGUAUAGCAUUGACUUUAUGUGAUCUUUUUGAAAUAAAACGUUUAAAGGCUAUUCAGACAUUCAUCGGUAAAGAGUUGAAAACUUUUGAAGUAAAUGAAAAGAAAGUGGGUCAAAUUAUAGCUGAAGUAUCAAUUGCUCGUCGUGAUGCAGAACGAAAAUUGGAUGAGAUACGAUUUGAUGAAAAACGUGAAAUCAAUAAGGCGAAAAAUUUGUUAAAGUCUAGAGGAUCAAGAAAAAUGAAUGAAACUGAAAAUGUACCUAAUGAAUGA